AUGGUUCAGGUACAGCCGAUGGACUGCACCAGCGUCCCGGAAGAGGAGCAGGAGUUGUCGGAGAUCACCGUCCAUCAAUGGUGCAGGCAUAUCGAGGACAUCCUCAACCGCAGCCACAAGGAGCUCUUCUCACGCCUGGAUGCUUGGAUGCUGGAGAGCUUCGCACCCGGCCGAGUCGCUUUCUUAGACGAGUUCCGACCUGCGACGUCGAGUGGACACAGCGGCCGACCCAGCUCUUCGAGCCACGCACCUUCCGAGAGGCGACACUCCCACAUCGAGAUCUCCAGCACGGAGGACCCCAUCGCCAGAUUGAUGCUGGCCGAGAACACCGAGCGAAGCAGGCCUGUCAUGCCAACGCUGAUACCCGGCAAGAGCAAGGUCUUGGACGAUGAAGAGCACGAGAAGGUGGCCCUGGAGAAGUCUAAGAUACGCAAGGAAUGGACCGAAAGACAGGGAUCGAAGGUGUUGGAGAACUCCUUCGAGGUCGACAAAAAUUUUGGCGGCAAGAUUUCGCGCGAGCUGGAGCGCAUUGUGGACUCCAGCCGCUUUGAAGCCGUCUUCUCUGUCGCGCUUCUCACCAAUGCGCUCUUCAUCGGCAUCACACUACAGCUUGCUGCCGACAGAUAUGGAGUCAUGGCGGAUGCUUCCUCUGCCUUAGAGGAAGGUCCCGUAGUGACUGCGAUUCAUGGGAUCUACGCAGUGGUGUUCUUGAUCGAGCUGCUGAUGCGGAUGGGUGCCCAAGGUCAGUCGUUCUUCUGCUCGUACGAUCGGGCCAACCUGUUCUGGAACUACCUCGAUGCUGUGCUGGUUGGAGUAUCGAUAGUGGAAUCGAUCCUGGUGCUGGUGCUGGUUGAAGAUACGGAACUUGGUAUGUCGAACAAGCUGCGUACCAUGCGAAUCGUGCGCCUUACUCGGCUGGUGCGGCUGCUCCGUGCGAUUCGAUUCUUUGCAGGCCUCCGGACGUUGAUCUACUCCAUCUUUUACACCUUGAAAGCUCUGGCAUGGUCUUUAGUCCUGCUGCUUCUCAUGAUGUACGUGUUGGGCAUUUUGUUGACGGAUGCCACGCUGGCCCACGUGAUCAGAUAUGAGAACUCAACCAUGAUACCCGAUGACUCCAACGACGGCGUGCUCUACAGCCAUUUCGGGACACUGCACCUAUCCAUGCACACGCUCUUCCGCAGCAUCACAGGAGGAGUUGACUGGUCCAGCCUUGCCAUGGCUCUGGCGCCCUUGAACUGGAUCUGGGUCUACCUGUUUUCUGCGUACAUCGCAUUUUGCCUGUUUGCCGUGCUCAAUGUGAUGACAGGUGUUUUCUGCCAGCGUGCCACAGAGCUGGCGGAGAAAGACCACGACGCACAGCUUCUGGGCUUGCAGAUGGAGAAUGAGCGCGUCCGCAUGGAGUGUCGAAACCUUUUCCGUCGCUUCGAUGUGGCAAAGCAAGGCUCCCUCACACUCCUUGAGUUCGAGCUCAUGUUCCAGCGUGAUGACAUCAAAGCGUCCCUGCAAGUCCUGGACAUCGCCCGGAGGUUUCCGAAGCUGACGCCUGGCGCUGCUCGGCAGUUUGAGAAGAAUACUCACCAGGAGUACGAAGUAUUGUCCACAAGAGUCUUGGCCGGUCAUUUCUGGGGGGUUAGAGAAGUUUGUUUCUUGUUCGCCUUUGCUGGCUGCUUGUUGUCUUCGAAUCAGUCAGGCGGAGUGGAGUCCGAGGGCACAGUGUUGUAUGGUUCCCUGAUCCAGAUUAUCCCUCUGCAUGCCGUGGCUUGGUCGAAAAGAAAGCAGUUGUUACAGUUGCGCGCGACCCAGAUGGGUUGGGGUGCACUCAACAACGUGGAUGAGGUGGAGGUGCGUCGCGCCACGCAGAUCCCCCAGGCAACUUUCUUGCAGCUACAAGAUGAUCUUCACGCUGAGCUGGCGCGCAUCCAUGCUCGGCUGCGGCGAGAAAUCCAGUCGGAUUUGGGACGUAUCCAUGAUAGGCUGGAGAUGGUGGAGACAAGGAUGGGCAUCGAGAAGCCACAGCCUAGUGCAGAUACUGAGUAUCAGGACACAGGAAAGCAGCGAAACAAGUCCAGCGAGCCCGACUUCGACCAAGUGAAUCUUCAGGUUGUUCCGGACGCCGGUGCUGCCGAUCCACAGCCUACCGGAACUGAUGCGUUUCCGGGUGAGGUUUCCGAGAUCCACUUCGAGGAAAGCGUUUGGAGCAUUGCUAUGGUGCUUGGUCUUGUGGACGUCGGCUUCUUUGAUCGGCUCUUCGCUGGAAUCCUUGUGCUCCUGAACUUGGUCAUGCAGGCGGCCUUUUCAUGGGUUCUCUUCACGGAUGCAUUCGUUGGCGAUCACUUCGACGGCAACGUGCAAACUGCCAAAGCUUGGCGGACAAGUGUUGCACACGACUACAGGUACAUGGACCUGUCCCAAACAAGCUUGGUCUCCAGAGUUUGCUCAGGAGACGGUUCAUUGAUUUUAUCCACAACCCAGGCCACGUUGGUGGAGCACAUCAAUAGCUUCCUCGGUUUGAGUGAGAUGGACUUCGGACACCCAGCCUUCCAGCCCGGUGUCCUCUUGUGUAUGCUCUGCAUCAUUCUGUGGAGCCUGUGCGUCUACAAGGAGUUCCGCACGAUCUGGCUGCAGCUGGAGGCGGCUCUUAGGGUGCCCAAAUCUCGCACAACCGUUUUUCGUGCGAAUUCGUUCGAAUGCAUUUCAUGGGGGCGUUUUAUCAUGCUUCUGAUCACGUACGUCGUUCGGGUAGCCAUUGCGUCGGUCUUGCUCUUCGGCGGGAUUCUCUGGCUGGCGCGAACAACAUCAAUUGAAGAAUUGAUGUUGAAUGCUGUUGCCCUGAAUUCUAUUUUAGAUGUUGACGAGUUUCUCUUCGCUGGCAUGGCACCCAUCAAGAUUCAGCACGCCAUACAGAGCUUGACACCAAUCCGUAUUAGGUACAGUCGUUGUCGCAGCCAGCUGGAGUCGUUGGUGCAUUUCAGUGCACUGCUGACUCUCAUCCUUUUAUCCUAUUUUCUACUGCUUGUACCCUUGAGUGAUGCGAUGCUGGCUGUCAAGACCGAGCUUUGCGGAGGCAUCCAGCGGUUCGUCGUUUCCUACAAUGCAGAAACGCAGAUGACAAUUGGACUGGCGACAACGGAUUUCGACGACCUGCAAAACUUGUCCUACAGUCAGACUGUGAUCCGGGCGCAUAAAGAUUCUGUGCCAGGGAUCCCCUCCGAAUUAAUCGGCUUUGCUGCCAACCAUGACAGUUUUCAGUCUGAAAUUUCGCGCACCAUGCAAGAAGAGGCCUCGCGGUAUCCGAGCUGUAUAGAAACCGAAGUGCUGAAAGAGGGUUCACCGUACUACACAGACCCAACGCUGCAAUCGUUGGCUGCCUUACUCAUCAACUCCGCAGCAGGUGCUUUGGGACGUGCCGGUGCACGAAGUUGUCAAGAACUACAGGACAAAUGCGACGAUCCAGACGCGCGUUUGUUGCGGAUGGUGUGUGGUGAGACAUGUGGUUGCAUUGAUCCGUUCAGUUCUCCGUGGUACAAAGUUCCAGCACAAGGUUGUGCUGCAGCUUGCCUGGAACUUGGGCGGGCACAGUUGCAGAACCAUUCCUGCCAGGAUAUGCCUGUGGAUGACACGUGGCGGGCAUUCUGGGCUCAGUAUGGGGAUGUAUUGUCACACUACUUCGGACAGCCAGUGGAGACCACUCAGGCAUUUGCUCUGGUGAACCAAACCCUCCCAGUCUUAGCCGUGGGUGGAUGCCCAGUUCUGGCGCAGUUUCCUGUAGACUACAUCUCUACCACCGUCUGGUGCGAGGGCACCUCUGACCUGGUCCGUCCAUUGGCUUCUUUAUGCCCGCAAACAUGCGGCUGUGACCGACCAUCGCCGAAGAUUUCUCAGCAUUGCCCUCCAAGCUGCAGCGUUGCUCGAAGCAACGCGUCUGCGUGA
Symbiodinium sp. CCMP2592 is the source of this 3930-nucleotide messenger RNA. The record is from the annotation of a GenBank genome assembly. NCBI's taxonomy places the organism in Eukaryota, Dinophyceae, Suessiales, Symbiodiniaceae.